CAUUCCAUCAAUCUUAUCAUCGAUCAUUCCUCGAUCAUUCAUCGAACAAUCCUCUCCUUUGACCCUUCCAUCCUUCCCUUCAACCUCCUGCUCGUCGGUCAUUUGUAGUGACUCGAGUUCCUACCAGCGACCGUCUCCAUCCUUCCUUAACCUCACCCUUGAAGAAGAAACAAAAUAAGAAAGAACGAGAGGAAAAGGAGACAGAACGAAAAAAAAAAAAAAAGAAAGAAAGCAAGAAAGAAAGAGGAAAAAGGAAUCAAAAAAUAUAGUCACCAGAAUAUGAUCCGUUGCCAAUAACCUCACCAUGGGCGUCGAUUCCCGCCGACCGAUCUUACCCGCCCCCACUGAAUCCAUCGUCGCCAGCACCACCGCCACGGACUUGGCCACUGACCUCUCUCGCCGCACAGACAAGACCACUUACUCCAUCCCAGACGACGGUAGUCCCGUCACCAUCCCCACCCCCGCCCGACGCCGUUCCUCCCGCGGGAACCACGACGCCAAACUGUCCUCCGCCGCCCAGCAGCACUCCCAGACCUCCCUGCUCAUCGAGUACUUCGAGGGCGGGAAGGGCUCGGGCUCGCUCGUCUCCCGUCCCAGUGUCCGCGUCCGCGUCACCCCCUCCUCCGGUCGCAAGGCCAAGGAUCACCACGAGCACAACAUCCAAAUCUCCGAGGCCGGCUCCGGCACCCGCCAGCCCACCUACACUCGCCGCAUCUCCUUCUCCUCCCCGUCUCGGCACAAGGCGCCCCCUGCCGUCGUCGAUGACCAGAGUGUCACCUCUUCCGCCUCCGCAACUGAUGACCCCUCGUCUCGCGCCCAUCCGAACCCCCCCGUCGAGAUCGAGCUCAUGGAUCGUGACCCCGGCAGCGAGCUCUCCACCCGCUCCCGCUACGUCCACCUCCCCUCCGACAUCUCGUCCAUGCCCGCCGACAGCAUGAUUGAUUCCUCUUCCGCCGUCCGGCGAAAACGGAGCACCAGUAUGGACCGCGACCAGGAGCCCGACGCCGGCGAGUACCUCAAGACCCCCUCUCGCCGGAGAAGCCGAAGUCUGAGCCACGAGCGCAUCGCUCAUCGCGUGGCCGAGAAACUCAGCAGUGAGCCGCGCGAGGCCACCCCCCGGGGCAAGACCCACCGCCACCACCGGACCCGGACCGCCCGGCGCGACCCGGCCGAUCGCCAUGGUUCCGAUCGGACGGCCCACCACCACCACCAUCACCACCACCAGUCGGCCGACGACGAGAUGAGUCCCGUGUCCAGUCUGCUCAGCACCUCGGGCGUCUCGUCCCACCGGAAAUCCGGAGACCAGUACUCCUUCCGGUCGGGCACCUCCAAAUCCUCCAUCAACAACCCCAAGCUCCUCGAAACCGUCGAGGACGCCAUCCGCCGCCUGAUCCUGCCCGAGCUCAAGGAGCUCAAGAAGGACCAGCGCGUCGCCUCCAACUCCUCCAAGUUUGACCGCGACAUGAGCGCCUCUUAUUCGUCCACAGGGGGCGGUACGGAGCUCGGUCGCCGCCUCUCCAAGCACGCCAGUGCCCCGGACGUCCGGAAGCCCACCGUCGUCCUCCAUGGCGACGACGGCCCGGAGGAAGGUAUCGUCCUCGCCGGGGAUUCUGGCUCCUCGUCCCAGCGGGAUCGCCGGGCCAGUCGGGACAGCGACACGACGGUGGACGGGAACCCCGUCAAGUGGGGCCUGCGCCCGGAUCUAACGGAGCAGGACAAGCUGCGGCGCCAGCGGAGCAAGGGCCUACGAGACGCCGAAAAAGCCGGCCGCGUGGGCAGUGCUCUGACCGCCGCCGCCCUCCGCCACCACGACUCGCGCUCCAGCCUCGACCGGGAGGAGGAGGAGGAAGAAGAAGGGGGGGGCACCCGACGCAUGAGCGGCUCACGAAUGAGCGGCUCGCGCAAUCGGACCGGCAGCGGCAACGAGACCGAGCUGCUUUUCCGAAAGCACAAUGUCGCCCCCAUGCCGCUGCGCAGCGCCAUCGAGUCUGACCUGACGCGCGACUCCCUCCUCUCAGAGCGGACGGCCGAGCCCGCGGGACGGCACGAACUAGGGCUUCACCACAGCAACCUAUCCAGCCACAAUCUGUCGAUCCACAGCGUUUCGGACCAAGACCUGCACGACCACCACGGCGCCCCUUCCCCCGUGGGCGAGGCGGCGGCAGGGGCCAUCGCUGCCGCCGCCGCUGCCAACCUACUCGAGGGGGGCGACGCCGACCGCGACGCCCGCCGCCGCACCCUCAGCCCCAUCCAGAGCGUGGCCAGUGACCGCAGCGCCUCCCUCCGACGGGGUCCGAUCGGCCAGGCCGUCGAGCCGCGUCUCUCCAUUGACUCGCUCUCCUCGGCCCCAAGCACCAACCUCGCCCGGUCCACGCGCCAGGCCAACUCCAGCGUCGCCAGCCAGGCCGAGCUGCGGAAAAACUACACGGACCGCGGCCCGGAGCUGGGGUACGAGGAGUCCUCGGGCCUCUCGCCGCGUGAGCACCCGUGGCCGACGUUUGCAGGCGGGGACGACGUCGAUCCUCGGUACUCCCAGGCGGAGACCGUGAGCACCGAUGGGAAGCGGUGGACCGCCGACUACACCGACGACAGUGAGGUUAACUACCUAGAGAAGGCCCACCAGGCGCGCCCGGUGGCGCCGGGGUCCGGCACAAGCCCACAGUUUGUCCAGCCUAUUGCGGUCGAGUCUGCGGUGGCGUCGCUCCUUGACCCCUCGAUCCUCGACCCCUCGCUCGUGGAUACCAAAUCGAACCCGUCGGGCGUCAGCCGCUCCCAGGGACACCCACCCCCGUCCCCAGAGCGGGUCGAUCCGGCCGCGGGGUCCCGUCAGGGGAGUCCCCUGAAGCAGCAGCAGGACGCGGCAAGUCCGGACGCCACCUCGUUCCCCAGGCGCAUGGGCGCCAGCUCCCCGCCGCAGAGUGUCACGCAGUCCCUCGAAGACCCCCACGGCUACGCCGAUGACCUCCACACCCGCAGCCCCAGCCCCGAAGAAGAUACGCGGAGCCCGGACCUGGAGUCGGAGAUCAACACCAACCCGUCCAUCAUCCAGGGCCCCGCGGCUCCCCAUGAGAAUCAUUGGUACGGCCCAACGGACCCUACGGGCCAUCAGUCGCCCCUCGACCAGACGAGAGCCGCCGGCCUCGACUACAACCAGGACAAUUAUUCUCCGACCGGCUACAGUCCGAACGGGUUCUAUGACCAUUACCCCCGGGACCAGCUGUUUGGCACCCCCCUGGGGGCGAAGGAUGAGGGAUACGUAUCGGCCGCCAACCCGCGGUCCCCGGGAGCCGAUAGCCCGGAGCCCCUCAACAAAGGGUUCGACAUGGACAGCGGCGCCAUGGGUCUCUUCGACGCGGGACCUGACUCGUUCGCACCUGGUCACCACCGACAGCUGAGCGGCUACUCCCACGGUGCCGGGUCGCCUCUGUAUGACAGCGCGACCGGCCGGGGGAUCGAGCGAAUCCAGUCGAAGGAUAUCGUAGCGCUCAUGGAUCAUCUCACCGUCCGCGAUGCGCAGCGGAACGCUCGCGACACGGAGAUUCUCAUGACCCUGGUCCAGAGCGCCACCGAGAUGCGAAAUUCGUUCGAGGGCAUGAAGAAGUUCAUUGCGCAACAAGAUGGACUAGUUAUGGAGGCGAAUGAAAAGCAGCAUGAGCGCACGUAUCGGGCGGUCGGUGGGCCGCGCCCAUUGCCGGUCAGCACCCGGCCACGGACCGCCACGGAGCCGGAGGACCUGCGUUCGAAGCGCAUGAACGUCUUCAAGCGCGCCAUGAAGGGGCUGCAUCUCAAAUCCGGCAACGACCUGGGCAAGAUCGAAGAGAUGCUGGAGCAUCUUCUCGACGAGGUGGAGGCCCUGCGGUAUGGAGACGACCACAUGGCGCGGAGCCAGCGGACAGGCAGCGUAGACCCGGAGGGCUACGAGCCGGAAGGGCACGCGGGGACGACCUCGUCAGAGAAUCACUCCGGCUACCUCUCCAUGUUCUCGCGGCCGGCGGAUGGUCGGGGCCCCGGCCCGGCCGACCAGCGCGUCAGCACAGUGCCAGAGGCGGACGAGCCGGUGGACGGCGAUGCGCGGGGUGAGUUCCUGAGCCCCAACCUACCGGGCGGCGGGACCGGCACGCAGCCGGAGCGGCCCGGGUCGGAGCCCACAGCGGCGACGACCCCGCCGCGGGGGCCGGUGGCCUCGGGGGCGCUGAGCACGGAGCACACCCCCAAGUCGACAGAGAAGGCGCGCAAGCACAAGUCCAGCAGCUCGUCGUUCUUCCCCAAGAUCUCGCGAUGGUCCAAGACGACGGCGUCGUCCAUGGGCGACAACAUCCGCAAUAGCAUCCAACCGGCGCGGAAGGAGCGGGGCGGCUCGUUCGAGGCGUCGCCGUCAGGGUCAGACCUGGGACGGGGGUCGUACGACGCCGCGGGGGAUGACCGAAUGCGGACGAGCUACAGCCUAGACGAGAACCGACCACCCUCGCCGCUUGUCCCGUCGCAGAUAUCAGAGGCACCGAAGUACCGGGCUCACCGCGACAGCCUAGACAUGCAGCACCCGCAGCCGCGGCAGGGGCCCACAGGGCGAUAUCAGACACAGCUGGAGACGCAAGCACAGGUAUACGAUGCGCCAGCCGAGCAAUGGGGCUCAAUAGGCAGCGCGAACCAGCGCUACAGCGGCGGUAGCCGACUAUCGCCCAUCUCAGACGUGUACUCAGAGGGGGCGAGCUCGCGGGCAGGGCCGCCGCGUCCACCCAAGGUCAAAGACGAGGGUCCCUUGAUCCCAGAGCGGCCACCCAAGGUGUCAGAGGGGAGCGACGAGCGGUCGUAUGUGGAACGGGUGCAGGUAUUUCUUUUUCUACACGGGUGGCGGAAGAAGAGGGGCUAACGGGGAGCAGAGUUCACGGUCGUCGCCACGCAGCACGCCUAAUCGUAAGCCGACGGGACCGCGGCCGUUGACGGGGAGUCAGUCGAGUCCGCGGAAGAGGAGUCAAUACAGGGGGAGUCCGGACCAGAUUGAUGACGAGUAUGGCUAUUAGUCGCACUUGAAUUAUGGACUGGAGGAGAUAUGAACAUGAAUUAUGAGAUAAUGGCAGCGCUGGAUUGGAUGUAUUCCUUUUGAUUUUGAUUUUGUUUUUGUAUGAGAGUGAUUCCCGAUGUGCAUAUACUUCAAGUCACCUACUUGUGCUUAAUAUGGAUAAACCUAAACCUAC
Molecule: messenger RNA, 5195 nt
Organism: Aspergillus candidus
Lineage: Eukaryota; Fungi; Ascomycota; Eurotiomycetes; Eurotiales; Aspergillaceae
Exons: 2
Coding region: 305-4870 (1521 amino acids)
Source: RefSeq, a predicted model, not a curated record